AUGAAGUUGCCACCAGCGGCCAUCCUGGCAACCUGGCCAACGCCCAACUAUAUUGAUCCGCCCACUCGUGGCCACGGCGUGUUGGUUGUGAACAUUGUAUGCCUCGCUCUGGCAUUCAUAGUCGUCUCCCUGCGGAUAUAUACUCGAAUCCGGAUCACAUGCAGCGCUGGCGUUGACGAUGUUCUAAUUGUCAUCGGCUUGGUAUUCGCCAUCGCCAUGGCUGUUGUAACCUCAAUUGCUACCGAGCAAUGGGGCAUGAAUCGUCAUAUCUGGGACAUCCAACUACUGCGACUGGUCACCGUUCAAAAGCUCAACCUCACCUGGCAGAUCAUGUUCUCAUUGGCAUCGUGUUUCACCAAAAUCUCGCUGCUGUGGUUCUGCCGACGCCUCAUUGGCAAGGGUCAUUUUGCAUUGUAUAACUGGGCAUUUAUUCUUUCGAUGGUUUUCGUCGGCCUCUCCAGUGGCUUGUUCACCAUCAUCAGUAUUUUCCAGUGCUCACCCGUUCGUGCAUACUGGCAAAUUAACCCCACAGAGUCAUAUCACUGUAUGAAUGAUGGGGCCAUCGUCUUUUCCGCCAGUGUCAUCAACAUCUUUACCGAUUUCUUGGUCACAACCCUACCCAUGCCCCUCAUCUGGAGUUUGAAACUCCCCGCUCGUCAACGUCUGGCCGUGAUUUCCAUCUUUGCACUGGGAGCCGUUGUAAACGUUGCAGGCUCCGUGCGAACCGUGUACGUGUGGAAGAGCAUGAUGGUUGGCUAUGACGCAACCUGGAUUGGAUGGCCAGUACUGAUUGCUGCCGCGGUGGAAAUCAGCUUGGGUUUGAUCUGCUCUUCAGCCCCCGCUCUCCGCCCACUUGUCGCGGCUUUCCUACCUCGUCUCCUCAACUCGACCCGCAACCUCAACUCCUCUUACAAUCAACGCAACCCUUCCCACAAACUGUGGUCUUCGACAGGUCGCUCUCGCGCCUCUCGUGUCAUCACCGACGAAGCCCAGCCUGGGUACGACAGCGACCGCUUCGAAAUCAUGCGUACCGUGGAGAUGGAAAGUUGGACCGAGUCCCGACUCGCCCACCACAAAGAGAUGGGCCACGCUUUCAACGUCAGUACCGAUACGAGCCGUGCCAUCAGUCCUUCCAGUGUGGAUAUGAAGAAUGGUGUUGUUCACGCAUCUCCGACAAGUGCUGCUUCUUCCUUCUCCGGGCCGAGCGAUCAACACUACGAUUGUGAGAUUGGGCGGGCGCGCUAG
This is a messenger RNA of Penicillium brevicompactum, 1245 nucleotides long. RefSeq lists its product as uncharacterized. Bases 1 to 1245 code for a protein of 414 amino acids. The record is from RefSeq and is a predicted model, not a curated record. Lineage: Eukaryota; Fungi; Ascomycota; Eurotiomycetes; Eurotiales; Aspergillaceae. The transcript has 3 exons.